This is a messenger RNA of Colossoma macropomum (tambaqui), 1731 nucleotides long. RefSeq names its product guanine nucleotide binding protein (G protein), beta polypeptide 3a (gene gnb3a). The transcript is spliced from 9 exons. The record is from RefSeq and is a predicted model, not a curated record. Gene Ontology annotation, biological process: G protein-coupled receptor signaling pathway. NCBI's taxonomy places the organism in Eukaryota, Metazoa, Chordata, Actinopteri, Characiformes, Serrasalmidae. Gene Ontology annotation, cellular component: cytoplasm; heterotrimeric G-protein complex. Bases 103 to 1125 code for a protein of 340 amino acids. Gene Ontology annotation, molecular function: signaling receptor complex adaptor activity; protein binding.
GGGGAUCAUAAAGCUACCAUCACUUUUUUAAGCAUUCUCUCUGCUCACCUGAUCGGACUCCUGGUUCGUCUCCAUUGGUGACUGUGCCUGACAACCGUUGCCAUGGGUGAAAUGGAGCAGCUUCGAAAGGAGGCGGAGCGCCUGAAGGACGAUAUCACUGCCGCACGUAAAGCAGUGCAGGAUGCCACACUGCAGGACACAGUCUCAGGGACGGCCGUGGUGGGCCGAGUCCAGCUCAAAACCAGAAAGACCCUGAGAGGACAUCUGGCCAAAAUCUACGCCAUGCACUGGGCUACAGACUCAAAACUCUGUGUGAGUGCAUCUCAGGAUGGAAAGCUGAUUGUGUGGGACAGCUACACCACCAACAAGGUAAACGCCAUCCCUCUGAAGUCUUCCUGGGUGAUGACCUGUUCCUACGCCCCCUCAGGAAACAUGGUGGCAUGUGGGGGUUUGGACAACAUGUGCUCCAUCUACAACCUGAAGGGCAAAGACGGCAACGUCAAGGUCAUGCGGGAGUUGGCAGCACACACAGGCUACCUGUCAUGCUGUCGUUUCCUGAGUGACGCUGAGAUCAUCACCAGCUCUGGUGACUGUACCUGCGUUCUGUGGGACAUUGAGACGGGCACACAGAAGACCGUGUUCAUCGGCCACAUGGGCGACUGCAUGAGCCUGGCCGUGUCUCCAGACUUUAAGACUUUUAUUUCAGGAGCGUGUGACUUCACAGCCAAACUGUGGGAUAUACGGGAGGGCCAGUGCAGACAGACUUUCAGUGGCCAUGAGAGUGAUAUAAACGCUAUAGCCUUCUUCCCCAACGGUAACGCGGUGAUCACAGGCUCGGACGAUGCCACCUGUAAGCUGUAUGACCUUCGCGCUGACCAGGAGCUGAUCACCUACCAGGACUCCAGCAUCAUGUGUGGAGUUACCUCCAUCGCCCCCUCGUUCUCGGGACGCCUCAUCCUGGCUGGCUACGAUGACUUCAACUGCAACAUCUGGGACUCGCUGAAGGCUGAGAGAGUGGGAGUGUUGGCGGGCCACGAUAACCGUGUGAGCUGCAUCGGGGUGACAGCCGACGGCAUGGCCUGCUGCACGGGGUCAUGGGAUAGCUUCCUGAAGAUCUGGAACUGAGGCACCUUCUGAAAGAGCAAACGAAAAAAGACAGGAUGAGGGAACAUCUGAGUGAUUAUAAAAAUUGGGUAUGGGGUGAUGGGGGGAGGGGGUGGGAGGUAAGCGAGGGGAAGAGACAAAGAGAGGGAUGUUUUUGUGCCAAGUCCUAAAGAGAAGGGUUUAGCUUGAGACGGAAUAUCUCCUUCAGAGGCAGGCUGGCCACUAGCAUUUUCUUCUGCCGAGAAAUUAUGCAAUAACACAAAUGAGAUGAACUGAUGAAACACACGAUGAGAUUCUUCAAAUCUUCGUCUUUCAGGGACCACUGUACUCUGAAUUACUGCAGAAGGCACUUUCCAACUAAUUUUGAUGACAGAGAACAAUGGAAGUAGUUGAAUGUAGGUCAAUUAGUGUUGGUUUGAUAAACGACAUGUACUGUUACUGUAACGCAUAGUAAUUAGGAAAUGACUGAAACACGGCCACCAAAAACUCAAAUGAAAUCCUGUAACAUGUAAAUAAUGAAAACUUUUACAGGAGCUGCCAAAUUACAAUAGGCAAAUAGAGUCAAGUCCAUCGCUUACAAAUACAGUGUGAUUUAUAGAUUUUAACGACCUAUGAGUUUGAGGAACA